Sclerotinia sclerotiorum 1980 UF-70 is the source of this 2856-nucleotide messenger RNA. RefSeq lists its product as hypothetical. Gene Ontology annotation, molecular function: RNA binding. The coding region runs from base 1 to 2856 and encodes 951 amino acids. Gene Ontology annotation, cellular component: cytoplasmic stress granule. The transcript has 4 exons. Lineage: Eukaryota; Fungi; Ascomycota; Leotiomycetes; Helotiales; Sclerotiniaceae. The record is from RefSeq and is a predicted model, not a curated record. Gene Ontology annotation, biological process: cytoplasmic stress granule assembly.
AUGGUACAACAAGGGAAAAAGGGUAACGACCUUCCCAACGGCGGCACAAAGUAUAGAGAGCAAUCAACAACCAUGACCUCGCAAAGAAGAGACAUGGGAGAUGCUCGAGGAAAUGGUAUGGGAAAGGCGGAUGGCAGAUCGCAAAAUGGCAACUCAAGUUUCUUUCGUACAGAUGCUGCGAUUUCUGGCAACCGAAACCAAGGAGAGCGUGUAUUGCAAAAAUGGGUUCCCGAUAAGCCCUCUGAUACCGAUGGCUCCUUGGAAGGAGGUCGAGGAGGAAGAGUUGCUCCUUGGGAUCAGUUUGCAGAGAAUGAGCGCCGAUUCGGCUUGAAGACGGAUUAUGAUGAGAACAUUUACACAACUCAGAUCAACACAAACCAUCCGCAUUACGCGCAGAGACUUGCCGAAGCAGAUAGAAAGGCUAGAGAAAUUGAACGUAGCACAGCCAUGAACUCCCAUGUUGCAGAGGAACGCAUUGCAGAUCAUAUCGGGUCGAAUGAGAAUGGACUUGACGAAGAAGACAAUGGUGUUCGCAGACAACAGGAUUUCCCACCCCUUACCUCGUCGAAAGGUGCAUAUCAACCACCUGGAAAGCGUGCUCCUGUUGAUCGAACUCCUGCUGAACGUGCUCCUGUCGAACGUCCCCCUGUCGAUCGUGCACCCGCAGCUGCCCCAGUUGCUGCACCCGCGGAUCGUGGCCUUGUUGAUUCGGCUAUUAUGUUUGCUGGAGCGAAAGCCGACAAACCAGCAGAUAAGGUAAAACCAGCUGCAGCUGCGACUGCGAAGUCAGCAAAAUCAGACGUGGCAACCCCACCGACUACCACCGAGUCGAGCACCACUCCUACUCCCGAGCUUAAGGUGUCUGCGGCUCCUUCUGCAAGUCGCACAGUCUCCCCACAGGUCAAGACUACUGGUGGACCCAAUGCUACAGCAACUGUUGAGGCCGAUGUAUCUAAGGCUUUCAGGACCUUUGCUGCUAAUCAGCGAAACAAUAUUCAGCAAAUUCGCAUUAACAAAGCCAAGAAUGACAAGCAAAUCAAACUCAAUGACUUAAAGAGAUUUGCGAUUGAUUUCAAGUUGAACACUCCAGUUCCAUCAGAUCUUGUUCCUAUCAUUGCCAAGGAUCCUGCAAAGCAAAAAGCAAUCCAGGAGAAAGCACAGCGCAAUGCUGAAGAAGCAAAGCUGCAUCCUGCUGAUUCGGUCAAGCCAAUUACACCAGGUACGGAUGGGAAUGCUGCACAACGUUCAGCUACUACAACCACUCCUCAUACUACAUCACCACCGGCCGCUACACCUACUCGCCAAAAUGUUAAUCGUGGUCCUUAUCCUCAAGGUAGCCACAGUUUUACGCAAAAUUCUCGAGGCGAUAGACCUGUUCAAGCACAGCAGACCAUGCCCCGAAGCGGCACAGCCGGAAAUUUGGCCCAACGAUUAAGAACUCUCGAACAGAAUAGGCCCGCUCAAGUACCAUCGAAUGUGAUGCCAGCUCAUGAGGCUAGACUUCCUCCCACGGGUCCCUCGAACGCAGUUGACCCGAACUUUUCCCGUCGCUCAAGUGGUGUAACAAGCGCUCAAGGUGGUCCAAGACUGAACGCCAGCGUCAGCGAAUUUCGCCCAAAUGCAUUCGCAAAAGACUUUAGUCCGGCUGGUAACCCAAGCAGUGGUUCGAGUCCUCGUUCAAUGGCCAAUGCUCCAGAGACUCAAUCAACAACACCAGUCGCACGUUCUUUGAUUCGUCGUAAGCCAUUGGCAAAGAGCGCUCGCCCUUCACUCCAAGGCAAAUAUGAUGCAAUGGAACUCAUUAAGACCCUCAAGCCAGGAGAUGGAAAGAACUGGAGCGCAAAUGGUGGUUUAAAGCCAGCCUACGAUACCCAUUUGUUAUGGAAGUUGAGUGCUAACGGUGCUCCUACGGAGUCUUACGUCCAAAUCUUCGAAAAGGCACCAUUCCCGACUACAACACCAGUUGUAUCAGAGCCUCACCCACCGCAAGCGGCUCCACAAGUACCACAUCAACAUCAACUACCAUUCCACCUUCAAUCUGGUGUGCACAACAUUAACGCUAGACAAUCCCCACGUCAACCACCAAUUAGCAUGCAUGGAGCUCAAAUGGGUCACCCCACACCAACUUUCAGUGGUCCUGAUGAAAUGCGCAUGAUGCCAUCACACUCUGCACAGUCUUUCUCAUCUCCGAGAAUGCAGCAACUGCCGAUGGCAUUCCAUUCUCCAAUGGGUGCAAAUGCUCAAUUAGCCUACAAUCCACAGAUGGUACCUUACCCAGGUGCACCUCAAAUGCAACCAUUCAGAUCCCUUUCUCAAAACCAUCAAUUCAUGCCACAGCAGGGACAUAUGGGUCAACCAGUUAUGAUGCCUAACCCUGCAGGUGGGUUUUUGCCUCCACAAGGAAUGGCACCUGGUCCACAAAUGAUGUAUCCACCUGGUGCGCAAGGUCAAUUCAUGCCACCAAAUAAUGGUCAUCCUCCAGCUAUGCCAAAUGGCGGUUAUCCAAGUCCUGGUCGAGGUGCUCCAAUGAUGAUGAACCAAGGUUCCCAACAAGGUCAUCCACAACCUAUGUACGGUAUGAGUCCAGGUCCUCAAUACGGCAACGUAGCACCGGUUUUCCCUCAACCAAUUCCAAAUCAAAUGCCAAUGCGAGGUAGUUAUGGGGGACCAAACCCAUACGUCACAAGCCCUCAGAAUCUUCAAGGCGCCCCAAGAAAUCAAUAUAACCCAAAUUCAUCGGAUUACAUUAACAAACCAAACUACCGACAUGGUCAACACCCACACGGCCCACCAAACAAUCAAGUUCCAACUGGUCCUCAAGCUCAAGCUACUGUUGGGGCUGAUGAGAGUAAAUGA